This is a messenger RNA of Cyclopterus lumpus (lumpfish), 1647 nucleotides long. RefSeq names its product ATP-sensitive inward rectifier potassium channel 12. Bases 1 to 1647 code for a protein of 548 amino acids. The transcript has 2 exons. Gene Ontology annotation, cellular component: plasma membrane. The record is from RefSeq and is a predicted model, not a curated record. Gene Ontology annotation, biological process: potassium ion import across plasma membrane; regulation of monoatomic ion transmembrane transport. Gene Ontology annotation, molecular function: inward rectifier potassium channel activity. NCBI's taxonomy places the organism in Eukaryota, Metazoa, Chordata, Actinopteri, Perciformes, Cyclopteridae.
AUGGGAACAAGUAGGUUCAACAGGUACGGCAUUGUGUCAGACAUUUUAUCGGAGGAGCCACGCCAGAAGAUCGCCAGCUCAGGACUCCAUAACGGCCACAGUUCCCUCAACUUCCGACUGCACUCGCCCUGCCACGCCGAGACAGAAGACAGUAGGAAGAGCUCGGGAGCCUCUGCUGCUGUGCCGAGCACAAGGGGACAAGGAGGGAUGAAUAACUACAACGGGAAGAUUCUGACAAGGGGCUCCAGCCAAGUACGGAGCCGGUUUGUAAAGAAGAACGGACAAUGUAAUGUUCUGUUCACCAACAUGGAUGAAAAGAGGCGGCGCUACCUAGCUGACAUCUUCACCACCUGCGUGGACAUCCGCUGGAGAUACCUGCUGCUUAUAUUCUGCGCCAGCUUUCUGGUCUCGUGGCUUUUCUUCGGCAUCAUCUUCUUCAGUGUCUCCCUGGUGCACGGGGACUUUGAGGAGCAACCGAUGGUGAAGGGCGACGGGCUGGCGGUGGCAGGGCUGCACGGGCCCACCUCUGGACACUCAUCUGGAGGGCCGACACCAAGGAUGCCCUGCAUACUCCAUGUCCGCGGCUUCGUCGGGGCGCUCCUGUUCUCCAUGGAGACACAGACCACCAUUGGUUACGGCUGGCGCUGCGUUACCGAGGAGUGUCCGGUCACUGUGAUGACAGUGGUCGUCCAGUCCAUUGUGGGCUGCAUCAUUGACUCUUUCAUGAUUGGAACCAUCAUGGCUAAAAUGGCACGGCCAAAGAAGAGGAACCAGACACUUGUGUUCUCCAAAAAUGCUGUCAUCGCCCUGCGCGAUGGCAAGCUGUGCCUCAUGUGGAGGGUCGGCAACCUGCGGAAGAGCCACAUCGUGGAGGCUCAUGUCCGCGCCCAGCUCAUACGUUCAUACGUCACAGCUGAGGGAGAGUUCAUCCCCUUGGAGCAUAUGGACCUCAAUGUGGGCUACGAUGAGGGCACGGACAGAUUGUUUCUAGUAUCCCCGCUGGUUAUAAUCCACGAGAUAGAUAAAGACAGCCCCUUGUACACUUUAAGCCGAUCUGAUCUGGAGGCAGAUGACUUUGAGAUUGUCGUUAUCUUGGAGGGGAUGGUGGAGGCCACGGCCAUGACCACCCAGUUCCGUAGCUCCUACAUUGCCAGAGAGGUCUUCUGGGGUCACAGGUUUGAGCCUGUGAUCUAUGAGGACCAGGACCGCUACAAGGUAGACUACGCUCGCUUCCACAAGACCUACGAGGUGCCGUCAACGCCCCACGUCAGCGCUAAAGAGCUCGAAGAGGUCGCCAGCCGGGCCUCCUCUGCCGCUUCUGCCGUCCCGGCCUACAGAUCCACCCAAGACUUGAUUCCCAGAUCGCUGAGCGCCUUUUGUUAUGAGAACGAGGUGGCACUGAGCUGCGGGGAGGACGAGGAUGACAUCUUCGACGCCCAAGUUGUGGGGAAGGAGAGGGCAGAGGAGAGGAAGACUUCAGUGUCUGUAGACUUCCAAAAUAUGUUCCAGGACACAGCGACCAUGACAUCAGGCAGUCACAGCGUCAUGUGUGUGCUGGACAUGGACAACAACCAGAUGGAGUUUGACAUCCUACAGACGGCCAUCCCUCUUGAUCCAGUGUCCUAUAAGAGUGAGCAAGACAUUUAA